AGCGUCUCAAGACUCGCAGCACUACUGCUGAAGCAAGGCUUGCUGCUGCCAGAGAACAAGCUGAGUCUGCUCAAGAGGAGGCCGCAGAGUGGAGACGGAAGUAUGAUUUUGCUGUUAGAGAAGCUAAGACUGCUCUGGAGAAGGCCGCAAUUGUGCAAGAACGCUCCAGUAAGGAAACACAACUGAGGGAAGAUAUUCUCAGAGAGGAAUUUUCGAGCAUUUUGGCUCAGAAGGAAGAGGAACUAAAAGAGAAGUCUGCAAAAGUCGAGUAUGCUGAACAGUGUUUGACAAGUCUAAAGCUAGAGUUGAAGGCUGCAGAUUCAAAAAUGAGAAGUUAUGAUGCAGAGGUAUCAUCAUUGAAGCUUGAAAUCAAAGAAUUGACUGAUAAGUUGGAAAUUGUUAACGCUAAGUGCCAAUCGUCUGAAGGGAAAGCAAGAAUAUUAGAGCAGGAGAAGAUACAUCUGGAGCAAAGGUACCAGUCAGAAUUCAGAAGAUUUGAUGAAGUACAAGAAAGGUGUAAAAUUGCUGAAAAGGAGGCUAAAAAGGCAACUGAAUUGGCCGAUAGAGCACGAGCUGAGGCUGCCACAGCACAAAAGGAAAGGAGUGAAAUCCAAAGGUUAGCAAUGGAAAGACUGGCUCAAAUUGAGAGGGCUGAAAGGCAAAUUGAGAAGUUGGAGAGACAGAGAGCUGACAUGGAUGAUGAAUUGCACAUAAUACGUUUAUCAGAAAGGGAUGCGCUUUCAAAAGUUUCUUUGCUAGAGGCAAGAGUUGAAGAAAGGGAGAAAGAAUAGAGUCACUGUUAAAACAAACAAUGAACAACGGGCUAGUACUGUAAAGG
Carica papaya (papaya) is the source of this 838-nucleotide messenger RNA. Lineage: Eukaryota; Viridiplantae; Streptophyta; Magnoliopsida; Brassicales; Caricaceae. The record is from RefSeq and is a predicted model, not a curated record.